AUGAUAUUAUCAUCCACUAAUACCAAAACAACCAAAAUCAUCUCCAUAUUUUUAUCGUUUGUGUUUCUAUAUUGCUACUGUUGUUAUGCCAAAGACAGCAUAAUCGGAGGGGAAUUCUUGAAUGAUGAUGGUUCAUCUUGUUUAGAGUCUGAGAACAAGAUAUUUCAAAUGGGUUUCUUUUCCCCUAAGGAGACAACAGAAGUACCACGGUAUCUGGGAGUGUGGUUUACUAUGGAUCCCAAGACAGUUAUUUGGGUAGCUAACCGUGAUGUACCUCUGCUGGAUCACAGUGGAUUUCUUACCCUGUCUAAAGAAGAUGGUAAUGCUAAGGUGCUAAACAAGAGUCAAAGUGUUCACUUCACGACAUCAAUAGCAACAGGUAACAUGUGUUCAAUUGCAUCAACUUAG
Lactuca saligna is the source of this 408-nucleotide messenger RNA. The record is from the annotation of a GenBank genome assembly. Lineage: Eukaryota; Viridiplantae; Streptophyta; Magnoliopsida; Asterales; Asteraceae.